This is a messenger RNA of Dermacentor andersoni, 3345 nucleotides long. RefSeq names its product ubiquitin-like modifier-activating enzyme 1. Gene Ontology annotation, molecular function: SUMO activating enzyme activity. Gene Ontology annotation, cellular component: SUMO activating enzyme complex; cytoplasm. The record is from RefSeq and is a predicted model, not a curated record. Lineage: Eukaryota; Metazoa; Arthropoda; Arachnida; Ixodida; Ixodidae. Gene Ontology annotation, biological process: protein sumoylation.
AGGCGGGGAUCCUGGCGUGGACGAAGCGGGCACAGGUCCAGGGGAGGCGGAAAGCAGCGCGGGCGAGUGUACAAGCCGCCAGGCCGAGUUUUAUGGCGGCUGCCAUUGACGAGGAAGAGGACCCCACCCCUCCCACAAAACGGCGCAGGAGCGACGAUCAUUCUCGCAUCGACGACUCUGAAAAGGCCAAUGAACAUGGAGACAAGUCGUGCUCCUCAGGACAGAACCUGCCCGUUAUCGACGAGAGCCUGUAUUCCAGACAACUCUACGUGCUCGGGCGCGACGCCAUGGUGCGGAUGGCCCAAUCGGGCGUGCUCGUUUCGGGCCUGGGUGGCCUAGGAGUGGAGGUGGCCAAGAACAUCGUUCUAGCUGGCGUCGGGUCAGUCACUCUCCACGAUGAGAUGGCGUGCACACGAGACGAUCUCUCCUCGCAGUACUACUUGAACAAGGACACCUUGGGCCAGAAUCGAGCCGAGGCUUGCGAGGCCCCUCUGGCACGACUCAACAAGCACGUGCGGGUCACGACCCACACUAAGCCACUGACGGAAGAAUUCUUGAAGCGAUUCGACGUGGUGGUGUUGACAGAGACGCCGCUGGAUGAGCAGGAAUACAUCUCUGACGUCACCCGCGACAGCAACAUCGCUCUCAUCGUGGCCGACACCCGAGGACUCGCUGGGCAGAUCUUCUGCGACUUCGGUGACAACUUCCACGUGACCGACGCGAACGGAGAGCAGCCGAUUUCUGUGCUGAUUGGCUCCAUCACCAAGGCAAACGAAGGCGUGGUGACUUGCCUGGACGAAAUGCGGCAUGGUUUCGAAGAUAAUGAUUACGUCACCUUCUCCGAAGUCGAAGGCAUGACCGAGAUCAACAAGUGUCCACCGAUGAAAGUCAAGGUUCUAAGUCCGAGCACAUUCUCCGUGGGUGAUACAACGCAGUUCGGUGAUUACACCUUAGGUGGCCUUGCAACGCAAGUGAAAGUGCCGACGGACGUAAAGUUCAAAUCUUUCAAGGAGUCCUUGGUGAACCCGGACUUCGUCGUGUCAGACUUCGCCAAGAUGAACCGCCCUGCGCAUCUUCACUUGGGUUUUCAAGCUCUUCAUGCUUUCGAAAAGUUACACUCACGCCUGCCACGGCCUUGGAACAAGGAGGACGCCGCAGUGGUGGUCCAACUGGCCAUGGAAAGGAACAAGGCGCUGGCCACACCGCUGGAGAAAGUGGACCAGGAGCUAAUAACGGCGCUGUCCUGCGUGUCUGCCGGCUCCUUGUGUCCUAUGCAGGCGGUUAUCGGAAGCGUCGCAGCGCAAGAGGUUAUAAAGGCGUGCAGUGGAAAGUUCAGCCCUAUCCAACAGUGGUUCUACUUUGACGCUUUCGAGUGCCUCCCACAGGAAAGCGACGUUUCGGAACCAGACGCCAACGCCAUGGAGCACUCACGGUACGCAGGUCAAGCCCGCGUCUUCGGCGCUAACGUCCAGCGCCUGCUGAUGACUCAGCGAUACUUUGUGGUGGGAGCUGGAGCCGUGGGCGGCGAACUUCUGAAGAACUUCGCCAUGAUGGGCAUUGGAGUGGACAAUGGCUGCAUACAUGUCACAGACAUGGACAUCAUAGAGCGGUCCAACCUCAACAGGCACUUCCUCUUGCGGUCCCACGACGUGGGCACCAUGAAGUCUAUCAUGGCCGCGCAAAGCCUGGUCGAAAUGAAUCCCGAAAUCAACAUUCACGUCCGGGUGGAUGCAGUGGGUCCGGACACGGAGCACAUAUACAACGACGAUUUCUUCGAAUCUUUGGACGGCGUGGCCAUCGCGGUGGACAACGUCGACACGCGUCGCUACGUGGACGGGCGCUGCGUGCUCUACGGGAAGCCGCUGCUCGAGUCCGGCACCAUGGGUACCAAAGGAAGUGUGCAGGUGGUGGUGCCACACGUGACCGAGUCCUACUCGUCCUCCCAGGACUCGCUCGAGAAGCCGACGCCCACCUACACUAUCAGGCACUUUCCCAACAACAUCGAGCACAUCCUGCAGUGGGCACGCGGAGAAUUCGAAGGCCUGUUCAAGCAGAGUGCCACGAAUGCUGUCCAGUAUUUAACAGAUCCUGAUUUUCUGCCGAAGACACUGGAAACUCUACAAUUUACUCAAAAGGUGGCCCUGCUGAAGGAAAUCACGAAGAUUCUGGUGGACGAGCAGGCGAUUUAUUUCGAAGACUGCGUCGCUUUCGCCAGGCUACGCUUCCAGGAGCAGUACAGCGACCAGAUACGACAGCUUCUCCGCGUCUAUCCCGAGAAUCACGUGAGUCUUUGGCUUCUAGGGUUAGUGGUGACGAAACUGUUCAGACGAGAGCCUGGCACCACACUUGCCUACUCGCAGAUCACAGCUUCGGGCGCCCCAUUCUGGUCUGGCCAUAAACACUGUCCCAGGCCGAUUGAGUUUGACCCCAACAAGACGCUGCACAUGGACUACAUCGUGGCUGCGGCGAACCUUCGGGCAACAAUGUUCGGCAUUCCGCACUGUACCGACCGCGAAGAGAUCGCUGAUAUGCUCGAAGAAGUCGACGUACCAGCAUUUGAUACUCAACAAGAAGACGUGCAAGUUGCCGCAAACGAAGCGAACCCACCGCAGCCCGACGUCCCACAAACCGAUGACGAGGAACUGCUGGCAAAACUGCUGGAGGAGCUGCCCGAGCCGGAUGAUCUCGAUUACGUGUCGCUCAAGACGCUGGAGUUCGAAACAGAUGAUGACACCAACUUCCAUAUGGACUUCAUCGUGGCGGCCUCGAACCUACGCGCCGCCAACUACAGCAUUGAGCCGGCCGACAGGCUCAAGAGCAAGCUCAUCGCCGGCAAGAUCAUCCCGGCCAUCGCCACCACCGCGUCCCUCGUCGCGGGCCUCGCAUCCCUCGAGCUCUACAAGCUGGCUCAAAGGCACGACGAUCUUAAGCUGUACAAGAACGGGUUUGUGAACUUAGCAUUGCCUUUAUUCUGCUUUGCGGAACCCAUUGCUCCCAGAAAGAAAAAGUUUAACGACCAGGAAUUCACACUUUGGGACUGCCUCGAAGUUGAAGGCGAGAUCACGCUCUCGCAUUUUCUCGAGCAUUUAGAGAACGAGAACAACAUCAAAAUCAUCGCAGUAUCUGAAGGGGAGCGAGUGCUGUACGCCACCUUCCAGCCGUCCUCCAAGAGUCGUCUCGAACUAUCCAUGAGUGAAGUGGUUGAGGAGGUGUCCAAGCAAAAGAUCGACCCGGACAAGCGCGCCCUGAUUUUUGAGCUUACGUGCAAGAACGUGAACGGUCAGGACGUAGAGCUUCCACGAGUGCGAUACGUGCUGCCCAGAUGACCGCCCCCGCCGUUUGUGC